CAUCAUAAAAUCUCCUACCCGCAUGUCGACAUCCCACAAGGGUACAACCGGUUAGCCUAAGUCAUUUACCACGCGUAUCGUAGCUAAACUCCAUAUUGGCCAAAACCUGAUCCCGCGGGGACGACUUCUUCCGUCCGAGAAACAUAUAUGCCGAGCCAAAAUAUGGCUUCCUGGAAACCUUCUAUCCUACCUCCUUCGAGUGCGGAUUCUGAGACGAGAUGUACGCUUCUGGACUGUUUGCAUUGUUGGCCUGUCUAAGUCUUUCGACAGCACAAGCGCCUGCAACGCAAGACUUGAGCGGUGUCUCCCUUGCGCAACUGGCUUACGGUGGAAGUGGGUGUCCCCAAGGAUCGUUGAAAUUUGCCGAAUUGAUCACUCCGUGGAGAUUUGUGUCAAUUACAGACGGAUUCACGGCUGCCGUGGGAUCCAAUGCUUCUGUCACUGAUCAGCGCAAAGCAUGCCAGAUCAACAUCUCCUUGAACUAUCCAGCGGGCCUCCAAUUCACACUUGUGAAUAGUACGUACAGUGGAUACGCGAAUUUGGGAUAUGGGGUGAAUGGAACACACAAUCUGAGCAUGUAUUUCAGUGGCUCAAGUGAGCAAAAGGCCUUCCCGGAUACUUUGCAAGGAACACUCGACGAAAAGUUUACCGUCUACAAGUUGACGCACCUCGAAACAACAGAUGUUUGGUCUCCCUGUGGUGCACCCUCGCCGCUGAAUGUCGUCAAUGAGCUUAGUGUCACGCAAACAGGAACUGGAAGUCUGUAUGAUUCUGGUAUCAUGGAUCUUGCUUUCCUUUGGAGGACGUGCUAGCGUUGACGAGGGUUUGCAAGUGGAUGGAGGUAACAUGGCAACAAUUGUACAUUAGAAUAAUAGUUGGUCGGUGCC
This is a messenger RNA of Mollisia scopiformis, 887 nucleotides long. RefSeq lists its product as uncharacterized. NCBI's taxonomy places the organism in Eukaryota, Fungi, Ascomycota, Leotiomycetes, Helotiales, Mollisiaceae. The transcript is spliced from 3 exons. The coding region runs from base 219 to 812 and encodes 197 amino acids. The record is from RefSeq and is a predicted model, not a curated record.